Trematosphaeria pertusa is the source of this 417-nucleotide messenger RNA. RefSeq lists its product as uncharacterized. The record is from RefSeq and is a predicted model, not a curated record. Lineage: Eukaryota; Fungi; Ascomycota; Dothideomycetes; Pleosporales; Trematosphaeriaceae. Bases 149 to 382 code for a protein of 77 amino acids. The transcript has a single exon.
AGCCUGGACGGCGUGAAUGGCAACCAGGAAGGGCAGGUAUUCGGCUUUCGCGAUCCAUGGUGUCUAGCUGGCGUAGGAGGCAGUGGAAGCGUUCGAAGAACGGGCAAACGAGAGCUCUUGACGCGAAAACGUGGGCCCAGGGCGCUUUAUGAUUAAGUCUCGAGCCCUGCGGCGGAGUCCUUGGCAGGCGCACAAGGGGCGUCUGCCGAGCGUUUGCCCAGCUCGGCCCAAGGCUCCGCCAACAAAUCUUUUCCGAGCUUUGCCCUCGCAUCAAAUCCUUAUCCUUCUGCUCCGCCAAUGGGACGCCUCGAGAGACGCAUCGUGGUCUUCCGCCCAGUGUCCGCCAAGCUCUGUGCGCGCGCCAGGCAAAAUGGGCAUGUAGGGAACCGCGCAGAGCCCACGUUCUCAGAUUCGAAG